This is a messenger RNA of Corvus hawaiiensis (hawaiian crow), 830 nucleotides long. It is a transcript of the gene MTLN, whose product is annotated as mitoregulin. The record is from RefSeq and is a predicted model, not a curated record. The transcript has a single exon. Lineage: Eukaryota; Metazoa; Chordata; Aves; Passeriformes; Corvidae. Gene Ontology annotation, biological process: positive regulation of mitochondrial membrane potential. Bases 35 to 211 code for a protein of 58 amino acids. Gene Ontology annotation, cellular component: mitochondrial inner membrane.
CGGGGCCGGCCACGGGCUCGGGAGCGGGGCCGGGAUGGUGCUGGAGGCGCUGCGGCCGCGGGCCGUGCGCUGGGCGCUGCUGGCCGCCUUCGCUGCCGGAGUGGUGGUGGGCUGGCAGGCGGGCCGGGCACGCCGCCGCUUCCUGCGCUGGCGGCAGCGAUACCUCCAGCGCCGCCUCGCCGCCGCACAGGAGCAGCUGGAAGCGGCCUGAGCGCCGGGAGCCGCAGCCGGGCUGCCCCUGGCCCUGGCAGCGGGCUGCGAGCGGCUCCCCGGCGGCCUCGGUGGGCGCUGCCUCAGCCGCUGGAAAGCGGUGAAGCGCUGCUGGGGAAGGACAGCAUCCGUGGAAUAGCACGACUUCUGGGGAAGGACGGCAUCCCUGGAAUUGCAAUGCUGCUGGAGAGGACGGCAUCCCUGGAAUUGCAAUGCUGCUAGAGAGGACGGCAUCCCUGGAAUAGCAGUGCUGCUGGAGAGGACGGCAUCCGUGGAAUAGCAGGACUUCUGCCCUUCACAAAGCAAGAUCCCAAACUGUGUCAGGCUAACCUAACAAAGAACUGAGGAUAUGCAAGCAACGAUACCAAACCUGGAAUGGACUGCUCUGGGAGCUUUGGAGUCCCCAUCCCUGGAGGUGUUCAAGGAACAAGUGGACGUGGCACUCAGUGCUCUGGGCUGGGUGACAAGGUGGGGACAUUGCACUCGAUGAUCUUGUCCAACCUCAGUAAUUCGGUGAUGUCCAUAUUCCAAAGGGUUGUCUGCACUUGUCCGGCUCUAAGCCUGCUACUCUGCCCUUGCCAGGAAGCGCUGGCGACACAAUAAACUAGCAAAAGUCAUCA